This is a messenger RNA of Spirodela intermedia, 1302 nucleotides long. The record is from the annotation of a GenBank genome assembly. Lineage: Eukaryota; Viridiplantae; Streptophyta; Magnoliopsida; Alismatales; Araceae.
AUGCCGGUGCUGUGCUUUGUCUCCGCCGCGGUGCUCCUGCAGCUGGGGGCGCCGGCGGCGGCGGCCGCCAGCAGGUCGAACCUCGAGAUUGUCAUCGGCGGCCCGCCCUACUACGAGCCCUCUCCCCCGCCGGAGUACGAGCCCUGUCCCCCGCCGCCGCCGCCGAGGGGCCUGCAGCCGUCGGACUUCGAGAACCUGCGGCAGUACAAGGCUUACCUGGUGAUCCAGCGAUUCAAGAAGACGAUCACCUGCGACCCACUGGGGGUGACCAAUACCUGGAAUGGCCCGAAGAUCUGCAAGUACAGGGGUUUCACCUGCGACACGCCGCCCAAUACCGAUGACCGGACGAUCGCCGGCGUGGACUUCAACGGGUUCACCCUGGCGGCACCAACCAUCUGUGGCUUCGCCGACGGACUCCCCGACCUCGCCUUCUUCCACUCCAACACCAACAACUUCUCCGGUACCGUGCCAGACCUCUCCAGGCUCCCCUUCCUCUUCGAAUUCGACAUCAGCAACAACAGGCUGGGAGGCCCCUUCCCCGACACUGUCAUCGGCCUCAAGCAGGUCGUCUUCCUCGAUCUCCGCUACAACGGCUUCUUCGGGAGGCUGCCUCCCUCGGUCUUCUCCCUCGACCUUGACUACCUCUUCCUGAACAACAACCCCUUCAACACGCCGAUACCCAAGAACGUCGGCCGCACAAGCGCCGCCUUCCUCACCCUCGCCAACAACGGCUUCACUGGCUCCAUCCCCAGCAGCAUCGGCAACGCCGCUCACACCUUGGAGGAGGUGCUCUUCCUCAACAAUCGCCUCUCCGGUUGCCUGCCCUACGAGAUCGGCCUCCUCCGGCGAGCCACAGUCUUCGACGCCGGCAGGAACAGCAUCACCGGCCCCAUCCCGCUCUCCUUUGGCUGCCUGAAGAAGGUGGAGCAGCUCAAUCUCGCCAACAAUCGUCUCUUCGGGCCGGUGCCGGACUCCGUCUGCCAGCUUCCCCGCCUGCUCAACCUCUCCCUCUCCGACAACUACUUCACCGAGGUUGGCCCCUCCUGCUGGAAGCUCAUCCACCGGGGGAUCCUCAACGUGAAGGACAACUGCAUCCCCGGCCUCCCCAAGCAGAAGUCACCGGAGAAGUGCGCCGCCUUCUUCGCCAAGCCCAAGCGUUACUGCCCCAACAUCCACAUCGUCCCCUGCGAGACCCACCAAUACGGCGGCUACUACCCUCCUACGCUGCCCCCUCCGGCACCGGAGCCCACCGCGCCGCCGCCGUCAAAGACCUACUCCGUCCUCCACCGGCGGCUCCUCUGA